Nymphaea colorata (pocket water lily) is the source of this 680-nucleotide messenger RNA. Its product is annotated as oleosin Cor a 15. The transcript has a single exon. Gene Ontology annotation, cellular component: monolayer-surrounded lipid storage body; membrane. Lineage: Eukaryota; Viridiplantae; Streptophyta; Magnoliopsida; Nymphaeales; Nymphaeaceae. The record is from RefSeq and is a predicted model, not a curated record. Gene Ontology annotation, biological process: seed oilbody biogenesis; lipid storage; response to freezing. The coding region runs from base 60 to 500 and encodes 146 amino acids.
CUCCGACCCUGCAGGGAAGACGUCCACCGUUCUGUGAUUGCCCUUCUGAUACUGUACAAAUGGCGGAACAGCAGCAGUAUCAUGGAGUAAUGGAAAAGAUCCAGGAGAAGUCCCCUUCGGCCUCGCAGGUGGUGGCGGUGCUGGCCCUCUUUCCCGUCGGCGGCACGCUGCUGACCCUCUCCGGUGUGACCCUCACCGGCACGCUCAUCGGCCUCGCCCUCCUCACCCCUCUCUUCCUCCUCUUCAGCCCCGUGAUAGUGCCCGCCGCCAUCCUCAUCGCCCUCUCCGUCGCCGGCUUCCUCGCCUCCGGCGCCUUCAGCCUUACGGCGAUCUCGUCCUUCUCCUGGCUUUACAAGCAGGUCUCCGGGAAGGGCGGGCCGGUGAUGGAGCAGAUAGAGCACGUCAAGCGCCGGGCGCAGGAGACGGCCGGUCAGGUCGGGCAACGGGCUAGGGAGGUCGGGCAGGCGGCGCAACAGAGGGCCGGCGGCGGGAGGGAAUGAAUAAGGAAGUUGAAGGGUUUUGCAAGGGUGUCAGUGUAUGUGUAGAGGGAUUUACUUUAGUUGGUGGAAGAUGUGCAGUACGUGCGUGUAGUUGAGAGAAAUGAGCGACUGCUUUCUGUUCUUUCGCUUGUGAAUAAGACGAUGGUUCUUUGUUGAGAUGAAAUUUCAAUACCUCCUGCG